This is a messenger RNA of Pelobates cultripes (western spadefoot toad), 333 nucleotides long. Lineage: Eukaryota; Metazoa; Chordata; Amphibia; Anura; Pelobatidae. The record is from the annotation of a GenBank genome assembly.
AUGUUAUGUCCUUUCCUUGGACUUCUUGCUGGCUCAGCAACUCACCUUAUGCGGCUGCCCAAGGUACCUCUCUUAGAGAGGGUACCAGCCACUUCUUUGGAUACGAAUCCAGAUCUGGCAGAGAGUGGAGGAAGGGCCAGGCAAUCUAGACCACCUCCUUGCCUGCGUUCCAGUCCCAUCUUGCAAAAGAAACCACCUGUCAGGGACCAGACUGCCUCUGAUGUUGUCUGCACUCAUUCUGAGCCUUCUUCCCCUGGUUUCAGGGACACUGGAGGCACUGCAGAACUUCUCAGUUGUACUGCAUCUGACUUUUGGAUCAGUGGGCUCAACUGA